GAAAUGGAUAUCAGAUACUGUAGUGCAACGACAACCAGGUACUUUCAGAAAGCAAAUGAUUCAAGAAUAAAUGAUGAACUUUUAGGAAAAUUAAGGGAACUCUCAGUCCCACCCGCAAAGUUUAAGUAUCUAAAAGAACAAUUAAGAAAAAUGGUGACGACUCCGGAGGGAUGGAUGUUUCACGACCUUCCAUUUAAAGUGCAAGUUCAUCCUUGUUUUUCUAAAUUAGACUUGGAAUUCAUAGGAAGCACAAGCGAAGGACUCUCUAUAAGUGAAGUUUCCGAGGGUAAUCAUAAUGAAGAGUUGGAUCUAACCGCCAUUUUGAGGACUAUUACUGCGACAGAAUCAAAGCUAGCAACCACUGACAGGACGUGGUUAGAGGUAGAAUUCUGCAAAGAGAAUCCAGGGUUCGUUCAAUUGAAAGUUCACAUGAGAGAUGAAAGCGACAACUGGUGUGGACUUUGUAACAUUGUAUCCAGUCAAGACGGGUCCAUUAACGAGUUUUAUCUUUCACCAGAGGCCUUUACAGACGAGUUCUUUAUGAUGCUUUGUCUAAGAUGUAGUAUAGAAAACUUUCACUAUUCAGGCUACUGCAAGCACUCUGACAAAGUCUUGGGUGCUGAAAUGGAAACUGAUGAAGAGGAGAAAAUCGAAAAGAGUUCGGAUCACUUUACAUUUUUUAUCGUGAAUCAGGAGGGACCAGCAGUUAAAACAACUUUAUUGUUUACUGAGAGUGAUAUUUCAUUGCAGUAUGAUUGUUCACCAGUUAUAAUUUGUUCAGAAUGGCCUUCUGUAGCAAACGAAUUCAAAAACAGGAAAAGAAUUUCCGGUUUUCCUUCGUCAGAUUUUGUUGAACGUCUUACUUCCAUGGGUUGCCUCAUCGUACCAAAAUACCCAAAAGAUUCCAAAAUUUUCCUUGAAUGGAGACUUUCUUUCUGUUUGAUUGAACGAGAGCUAAUGCUUAGUCUCACAGAAACUCAGAGGAUGUGUUACUUGUUAUUUAAGGCAAUCUGGAGACAGUUUCUUUGCCCACCUAUCGGAAAGGCACUGCAAUCAUACCAUCUGAAAAAUGUAUUUCUGUGGGAAUGCGAACAGGUGCCCUUGAGGGAUUGGACAGAAACAUUAAUGAUAGCUAGAGUAAGAGGACUUCUUCAGAGGUUACAGUAUAAUCUUUUCACACAAAACUGUCCUCAUUAUAUUCUUCCAAACAAUAAUUUGUUUAAAGAUAUUGAUCAAUCUUUGCUUUUCUUUGCUGGAAUGAGAGUUCAAACUGCCAUAUUUCAAUCAAGAGUGGUAUGGAUAGAGAACGAUUCAUUACUUUACCUACCACCGCACAAAUGCAGGACUUCUUUAGGAAAAAGACUUCGUAAUACAUGCAUCUCAACAUUGAAAUAUGCUAUCGAAGCAAUGGUUAAAAGUGCAGUUUAUGGAUUGAAAAAAGACACAGAUAGCUUUAAACAUUGCUUGGACAGUGAAACAAUUGCUACCUUAGAAUCAGAACUCAGACAAUCUUUCAAAUCAGAAUUGACGAAAUUGAUAUCCAGCUACAUCCAAUCCUCGCUGGUUUUUCAUCCGUAUAAUAUCACCCGGACCUACAUAUGCAGUAGAGCGGACCCUAAACAACUUCUUAUUGCAUCAAAAUCUGGUCUUCUGGAUGGCAUUGCUAACUUAGCAAACACUGGUAUGAAUUGGGGAAAUAUGGUAGAAGUGAUAACGAGUUUGGAAAUUCUGGAAACAGAAAACCUUAAAGAGUAUGGAUACUCUGAAGAUUAUAAGGACAUGGAAGAACUCAAACUUUUGCUGAGAAUGGGUAUGGACGAUUUUGGGAGAUUUAACCAGUCUUCAUCUGAUGAUGAUGAUGAUGAUGAUUUCUAUGAUGAAUUUGAAGACGACUUUGUUUGUGAUGAAUGUGAUGAAUUAAUAACCGAUCUAAGGUAUCACUGUAAUAUGUGCCCCGAUUUCGAUAUUUGUAGAAAGUGCUACACAAAUAUGAUACAUCCGCAUAAAUUGGAUUUAGUCGAAAUGGAAGCUGAAGAAAAUGACGCAUCUAAUAUGGAUGAACGUACUUAAAAUAAAAUUUAAAUCUUAGUUUUGUAUGACUGAUAUAUAUAUCUCUGUCCAUAAAAAGGAUAAAGAGACUCACACAAUGAUAUAAAGACAGAUAUCAAAUCGACACGAUGAAAAACUUCUUGUAUGUGGGAUAUCAGCCUAGCCUAUUGUUGUUGAAUAAUAAUGAAUGUAUGUAAUUGUUUGGUAAUAGAAAAAGAAUUGAUUGAAAAUUA
This is a messenger RNA of Saccostrea echinata, 2282 nucleotides long. RefSeq lists its product as uncharacterized. The record is from RefSeq and is a predicted model, not a curated record. Bases 4 to 2070 code for a protein of 688 amino acids. Gene Ontology annotation, molecular function: zinc ion binding. The transcript has a single exon. NCBI's taxonomy places the organism in Eukaryota, Metazoa, Mollusca, Bivalvia, Ostreida, Ostreidae.